CCGAAGCGUGUGAACGUGAUUUUAGGCUUUUCGCUGGUUCUCCUCGACUCCUCGAUUUUCCCGAUUUCGGCGCAGUGGGAAAAGCCCCCCUGCACAAAGAAAAACAGAAGCGGGACCCCAGAGGUCGCGGAAACUGCAUACGAUUUGCAGUUGUGUGGAAAUAUGGACUUUACCACUAAUUUUCAUAGCCCUGCGAGUGAGUGUGAGCGUGCGAGUGUGAAAUCUGCGUAAAACAUUGCCAAAUCCUUCGACAGAUUUCUAUUUGCACCUAUUUUGCAUUCGACAUUUGGCAUUUGCCAUCGACGCGAGUGUCAAUCGAGUGAAAGUAAACAAUGGUGCGGACCCAAGUGGAUAGGCGAUCGCAGAUCGCUAAACCAAUAACGAGCGAUGUCCUUUGGCGCUUGCUGCUGAUCCUGGUGGUGGCUCUGCCCCUAGCUAGUGCCGGAUUCGGCUUUGAUUCGGCCAACUCCUGCAGUCCCAACGGCAAGCUGUCGCGACGUGGUCGUGCCCAGAUGCUGGCUGCGAUCCCCUGCGACCUGGGACAGCAGGCCUUCUGCCAUUUGCCCGGAUCCGCGUAUCCGUGGCACGCCGUCCGAAGAUUUGUGCACGAGAACCAGGGCCUGAUGAAGCGCAUGUACGGCGAUGUGAGGCACAUCUCCAUUCUGCGGGACGAGAUCCAGAACAACGAGGUGGAUGCGGACGACAUUGAAGAGGCGGCGGAACGGUACAGCAAGGAUGGAGGUCGGCGCAGUGCCAAGUAUCUGAUGAACCGGGAUCGGGAUGAGUUCGGAAGCUUCAAGAACAACGAUGUGCUCAUGGAGCCCCACUUUCGACCGGUUUCCACGAGUACAACGAGUACGACCAAGGCGACGACGACCACAGCUACUCCCACAGAAGUGAGUAGCACCACGGAUAGAACUCCCAGUGAAGUGGUUAGCACUACAACACCUGGAAAUGCCACCAAUUCAAGUACAACAGGCAAGCCCACUGCCGUUCCACCUACUCCCGAACAACCCGAAGUUGAGGCGGACAUUGUGGAGAUCCAACCCAGUCCAGAGUCGAACAGCGUCUACGAAGUGGUGCCCUCUGCCGCUCCAUCGACCACUUCCACUGCGAAACCUUCGCCGGCAGUUGGUGAAAAUAUACAGAUCAUCGACUCGCCGCAGCUGGGAUUGCGUAACCUCAGCGGAGAGGCGAAGCCAACCCAGGAGCCACCCACUGCCACCACUUUGAGGCCCACUUCUCUGCCCAAGAGCUCGGCGGUUUCAGCCAGCAGGAGAAGGAAGCCCGUGGAGACAACCACGACACCAGCCAGUCCAAAAACCUCCAGCACCGUGCCGCCUCCAACCACCACCACGUCCACCUUGCUGAUCCGACGCAACGUAACCAAGUACUCACCCGCAUCCGUGACCACGCCCGUGAGCUUCGCCUCGCUCUUCUCCGGCACUUCCAGUGGGCUCUUCAGUCCGGAGAAGCUGCGCAGGCCAUUGACCACCAGCAGUACGAGUGCUCCAGUUCCAGCUCCAGCUCCUGCCGCAGGUGGACCCCCAGCAGGAGCCACCGGUAGUGCCACCAAGUCGGGACUGCUGAGGGAGGGGCAGCUGUUCCAGGAUGCCAUGAAGCAGGAGCCCGUGGCGGUGGCCAACAACUUGCGGGGAGUAAAUGCCUGUCCCGUCAAGGACGAAGUGGUGGCCCCCUUCUGGGCGAACAACACCCGGGGCGAGGUCUUGGCCCUGCUCAACCUCUACCCCUUCGAGCAGUACGUCCACUGGGAGAAGUGCACCCACGAGUUCAAGCAGAUGUUCUGCCGGGAUGGAUGCAGGUGCGAACAGCAGUACCGCCUGCACCGGCUGCUGGCCUACGAUCCGCACAACGAGUGCCGCGGCAUCUUCUCCGACUGGUUCCGCUUCCCGUCCAGCUGCAUCUGCAAGUGCUACAACAUCCCGAUGGAGUUCCGGGCCACCUCGCGCAGUCCCCGCUCCGACAGCCGCUUCGAUGCCCCGAAAUCCGAUCCCAUCGAGGCGGCGGAGGCGGAAGUCCAGAGAGCCAUCUACGAACACGCCACGGAUGAGUGGUACCGCCCACGCGAUGAGUUCGACUUCCUGGAGGGGUAAUCCACACGCAUCCCCUCCGGCGAUCAAUUGUACAGUAGCUAUAGAUUUGAUAGAAAUAAGCUGCACAUCCCAUCUUCAAUCUGAGUCACAGUUUCGUCUGUCUUCUAGUCUAUAACUAAACUCCUUUCAAAAAACAUACAACCCCUAUAUCUGUUUCCGAUCACUUUGGGAGGAUUUUGAAUUGAUAAAGUUCCAUCAGCUACGACAAGGGACUAUAAAUUGGUCAGUUCCCAAUCCACCUUCCUUUGAUCAGAGUUGGCAUAACCAUUAACCUUAAGUUUACUUUAAAAAGCGGCAUUAUGUUAAUGUAAAUAUAGGCCAACAUAAUGCCGAAUUUAGGCAACAACUUGCAGAGCGAAUGUACCUUGAAAUACUUGCGAACGGAUCGCAGCCAUUGAGCUGCGUACGAUGGUAUUUACUAGUUAAUUUAUUUAUUAACUUAAUUUAUUUAUUCAUAUAUUAGCCAUAAGUAUAACCAUAAAAGUGGCCAUAGCAUUAACCCCAAAUCUUUUUAUAGAUCCCAGAUUAAAGUGUAGGCGUUUUUGAAAAAUAUUUAUUGCAAAAAUGUAUGCGAUCAUAUAUUAAUGUAGUCUGUAUAUUUAGAAUGCUUACGUAUGUAUAAAAUAGAUUUUAUUGUAUUUAAUACGUUGAUAUAUUACUGUUUACUCUUUAGUGCAUACAAGGGUACGCUGAUAAAUUAGAUUUAUAAAUUGUAUUUAUGUAAGGGAAAGGGUUUCCUUUCUUAGCAAUUUAAAGGCGUUUCAGGCACUUCAUUUCAGUUUAACCGUUUACCAUUUAAGGCUAGUGAUAGCUUUUUUUGUCAAUCACUCAAUUAAAUAAAACUUCUAGUGUUGCUUAA
Drosophila rhopaloa is the source of this 2973-nucleotide messenger RNA. RefSeq names its product protein spaetzle 4 (gene spz4). The record is from RefSeq and is a predicted model, not a curated record. Gene Ontology annotation, cellular component: extracellular region. The transcript is spliced from 3 exons. NCBI's taxonomy places the organism in Eukaryota, Metazoa, Arthropoda, Insecta, Diptera, Drosophilidae. Gene Ontology annotation, molecular function: Toll binding; growth factor activity. Gene Ontology annotation, biological process: innate immune response; regulation of Toll signaling pathway; central nervous system formation. The coding region runs from base 333 to 2114 and encodes 593 amino acids.